AUGCCUCGCGCCAUCAGAAGCGUGCUCAUCGAGUGCGACCCAUCCAUCAAGUCCAUCAUCGUCAACAUUGACAGCGAGAAUCACGACUUCAUCAUCGAGGAUCUCGACGACGAGCGCGUCGUCGUCAAGGAAAACAUGGUCCCGUUGCUCAAGCAAAAGCUCGAAGAUCGCCUAAAGGAAAACUUGCCUCCGGUCGACGAAUCUGGCUCUGAAUGA
Cordyceps fumosorosea ARSEF 2679 is the source of this 216-nucleotide messenger RNA. Its product is annotated as DNA repair protein Rex1. The coding region runs from base 1 to 216 and encodes 71 amino acids. Gene Ontology annotation, cellular component: transcription factor TFIIH holo complex; transcription factor TFIIH core complex. The record is from RefSeq and is a predicted model, not a curated record. The transcript has 3 exons. Gene Ontology annotation, biological process: transcription by RNA polymerase II; nucleotide-excision repair; nucleotide-excision repair, preincision complex assembly. Lineage: Eukaryota; Fungi; Ascomycota; Sordariomycetes; Hypocreales; Cordycipitaceae.